AUGAGGACUGUCUUCGUUAUCCCUCUUCUCCUCCUCAUUCUCGAUUUAGUCUCCGCCGCAUCAGACUGGAGCAUUACCAAUCCCAUUGGCACAACAGUCUGGGCGUCCGGGCAAGACGGAAAGAUAACAUGGAUCAUCUUGACCAACAAGGAUAAAGGCUUUAAUGCCGCUGCACCUGACGUCCCCCAGGUUAACAUCGACUUGAUGGAAGGACAGUUUGAGAACGCCAACAUAGCGGCACACGUUGCAACAAAUGUUCCUGUGCAAGAUCAAACGUAUACUUGGGCCAACAUUCCCGACUAUCCACAGGGAAAUGACUAUUUCAUUCGCAUUGGGACUGACAAAUGGUGGAGAUAUUCACAUGCCUUUACAUUUAACGGGAAGGGGACCGUAAAACCAUUGGGCCAACCUGCACCACAACCCACGUAUGCUCCUUCACCUGAUGCGCCUGGGAAUUCUACUACCCCUGGAGAUAAUUCGCCCGCUGGGACGACAGGAGGUGGGGGUGCUGAUCCGAACACAAGCAACACAUCCACAACCACUUCCACCACCACUAAUUCUGCUGCAAGCGCAACCAACAAGCCAUCAAGCAAUUCGAAUAAUGCAUCUGUUGCAGUGACAAACACCAGCGUCACAUUAUUAACAGCGAUGUUGGCUGUUAUUUGUGUGGCAUUUAGCCUUUAUUAA
Molecule: messenger RNA, 687 nt
Organism: Paraglomus occultum
Lineage: Eukaryota; Fungi; Glomeromycota; Glomeromycetes; Paraglomerales; Paraglomeraceae
Source: the annotation of a GenBank genome assembly